Molecule: messenger RNA, 4985 nt
Organism: Gadus macrocephalus (Pacific cod)
Lineage: Eukaryota; Metazoa; Chordata; Actinopteri; Gadiformes; Gadidae
Gene: kank2
Product: KN motif and ankyrin repeat domains 2
Exons: 13
Coding region: 335-3595 (1086 amino acids)
Biological process (GO): negative regulation of vitamin D receptor signaling pathway; negative regulation of intracellular estrogen receptor signaling pathway; negative regulation of actin filament polymerization
Cellular component (GO): cytoplasm
Molecular function (GO): protein binding
Source: RefSeq, a predicted model, not a curated record
GUAGGGGUAGGGUGGGUGUGUGUGUGUGUGUGUGUGUGUGUGUGUGUGUGCGUGUGUCUCUGUCGGUGAGUCUUGGCUGCGGUGUUUUUGUCUCCCUGUCAGUGAGCGGCGAUGGGCAGAAGCGACUAAAGGAUACCCAGAGGAUAGGCGGGUGCUGUAAGAGAGGAGGAAAGGAGAGAGGGAAGAAGAAGAAGAAGAAGAAGAAGGAGGGGAGAGGAGGAGGAGGAGGAAGAGGGGGUGAGGAGUGCCAGGAGACUGGGGUGGAGAGCCCUGCAGCGGGAGCAGCUGGUGAGAGGCGGUGGUUGAUUGUGCGACAGGCCACCUCCGGCUCAUCAUGGCUCAGGUGCUGCAUAUGGACCCCAGCUUCCCAGGGAAGCUGAACUCGCCCACUCCCCCCGUCCUGCGCGGGAAGGAACAGGAGGCCCCCUACUCCGUCGAGACCCCCUACGGCUACCGUCUGGACCUGGACUUCCUCAAGUAUGUCAACGACAUCGAGAAGGGCCACACCAUCAAGAAGGUGCCCAACCAGCGGCGGCCCCGCUACGGCUCCCUGCCGCGCGGCCACGGCUACACGGGCUCCUGGUGGACGUCCACCGAGUCCCUCUGCUCCAACACCAGCGUGGACAGCCGCCACUCCUCCUUCUCCUACUGCGCCCCGGGCUUCCACAGCAACCAGCGGCCCAGCUUCAGCACGGCGCGAGUGGAGAAGACCCUGCUGGACGCCCGGCGGAAGCUGGAGGAGGAGAAGGAGGGCCGGCGCUUCUCCAACCUGGGCAGCAUGCACAGCAGCAUGGCGGGCUCCAACACCUCCAUCAGCAGCGCGCACAGCUUCAACCGCGCCCAGGGCGGCGGCGGCGGCGGCGGCUCCUACACGCCCAUGAGCUCGGGCUUGUCCACCCCGGUGUCGCCCACCCCGGCCCACCUGUCGCACGUGCGGGAGCAGAUGGCGGUGGCGCUGCGGAAGAUCCGGGAGCUGGAGGAGCAGGUGAAGACCAUCCCGGUGCUGCAGGUCAAGAUCUCGGUGCUGCAGGAGGAGAAGCGGCAGCUGAGCGUGCAGCUGAAGAGCCAGAAGUUCCUGGGCCACAGCUCGGGCUUCAGCAGGGGCCGUCCCAGAGGGGAGCUGUACAUCGACAUCCCCGAAGAAGAGGCGAGCGCGGGGGCCGCCGGCGGCGCCGCAGCGCCAACGAGCCCCGAGCCCGAGGGGGGGCCGGCGUCGCCCCCCGCGACGCCCCGCGACGCCUCCAAGCCGGACUCGGGCUGCGAGAUCGAAGACACGGUGAUCGUGGGCGGGGCGCGGCCCGGGGCCGCGAGGGAGGUGCGCACCGUCGGGGUCGGGCCGGAGCGGGGCCCGCCGGUUCGGCACGCGGGGGUCGGGGUCCGGGAGCAGGACCUGGGGCUGCUCCCGGAGACGGACGCCCUGAGGGGCCAGGUGGGCCGGCUGGAGGAGGCGCUGAGGCAGGCGGCGGCGGACCUCCGCGCCGCGCGGCCGCAGCAGCAGGCGGAGCGGCCCGCCCAGGGCCUGCGCGCCGAGCACCCGGUCAGGACCACCAGCGUCGGCGGGCGGGAGCCCGAGGGCCAGAGCCUGCAGACGCUGGUCAGCUUCACCCAGCACCCCGGGCCGAGGCAGCAGAGGACCGUGGGGGUCCAGGUGUACACCCUGGAGCAGCCCACCGUCACCGAGGUGGGGACGCGGAUCCGAGCCGAGAGCUGCAGCCCGGCCUCCCUCCCCACGCCGCACGUCGCCCACGAGGGUCCCCACCGAGGACACGUGGAAGUGAUCGCUUCAGAAGAUGCUCCGGUUGAGCUGCCGAUCGCCGUGAGCUCCAAGCAGGUGCGGGAUGUCCUGAGAAGCGAGUUGUCCACCUCAGUUCCUGUCGCUAAACCUGCCAUCGCCAUGGGAACGUCUGGCAAUCAGCCGGCAUCAUUGCAUCUGAGAGAUGCAGAGCGGACCCAGCCCACAGUCACCGAAGCAGCCCAUCCACAGGAGGGUCUUCCUCAGACAGCCUCUCCCCAGUUGUCUCUGAGGUCGAUUAUGAAGCGGAAAGCAGAGGGGGAACCUGGGUCUCCUUCCUUGAAGAAAAACCUCCAGUUCAUUGGAGUCAAUGGGGGAUACGAGUCCACCUCCUCCGAGGACAGCAGCAGCGAGAGCUCGGAGGAGAGUGACUCUAGCGAGUAUCACGAAGCCAGAGAGAAACUCCCCGAGUCGGCUGCCAGAAACCAGCUCCAAACUUCGGCCAGGACCCCCGUCGCCAAUCCCCAUGCCCAGGACACCGACCCUCCACCAGGCCACACUGCCGUCAGACCACCAGCUCCAGCUGCUGAAGCUCCGCAGACCACCAGCCCGCCCGCCUCUGCAGACACAGAAGCGCAGCCUGGCCCCCGGCGGUCCCCAGAAGCGCGCCUAGACGUGGGGCAAAAGGGCGACCCGGAACCACAGGUGGCCGAGCUUAAUCUAAGCCCCCCCCCGUCCCAGACCGUCGCCCCGGACAACACGGCCAGACCCACAGCGGCAGAGGGGGACACCGGAGAGAGAGAGGUUUUGCCGGGGACGCUCGCCCCGGAGUCCGUCGCCGUGGCAACGCUGUGCUCCGCGGCGCUCGUCGCCGGUCAAAUCGAGGUCGCAGACGGCGGCGAGCGCACUCAGUACGUCGUCCAAUCGGAAGCGCACGCUCCGACCCCUCGGCUUGUAGCCGACGAAUCAAACUCCACGCAGGCUCCGCCGCAGACCCCCGGGCCGCCAUCGUCCUCCGCGCAGAGUGAGCCAGCCGCCGGCCAGCAGCCCGUCAGGCUGGAAAUGAGUGACAACCUGAUGGCAGCUCUCCACACCCUGCAGAAGUCCCUGGGAGACCCCAAUGCCUUCAGUCAGCAGGGCGCGAGGGCGGCCUACACCAGCGUCCUGCAGGAGUGGCUGCGCGUCUCCUGCCACAAGGCGGCGGACCCGGCCCUGGUGCGGCUCUACAUGGACGCCUUCGCCUCCUGCUCGCCCCAGCUGCUGGAGUUUGUGAUCAACAUGGCCGACGGCAACGGGAACACGGCGCUGCACUACACCGUGUCCCACUCCAACUUCCCCGUGGUCAGACUGCUGCUGGACACCGGCAUGUGCAACGCUGACAAACAGAACAAGGCCGGUUACACUGCCAUCAUGCUGACAGCGCUGGCUGCCUUCCACUCUGACAGCGACCUCCACACAGUCCUGCAGCUGCUCAGGACAGGCGAUGUUAAUGCCAAGGCCAGCCAGGCCGGCCAGACGGCACUGAUGCUAGCGGUUAGCCACGGCCGCGGGGACAUGGUGCGUGCGCUGCUGUCCUGCGGCGCGCAGGUCAACGUGCGCGACGACGACGGCUCCACGGCGCUCAUGUGCGCCUGCGAGCACGGCCACGUCGACAUCGUGCGGCAGCUGCUGUCCGCGCCGGGCUGCGACGCCACGCUCACGGACAACGAUGGCAGCACAGCGCUGUCCAUUUCCCUGGAGGCCAGCCAGAACGACAUCGCCGUCCUGCUCUAUGCACACCUGAACUUUGCAAAACCCCCUUCUCCUGUGUCCCCCAGGUCCUCACUUCUGGGCCCUUCCUCUCCGCCCGGGGAAACAAAGUGAUGGACUUGUCCCCCGUUGGUGACACCCACUCUUCAGUCUACUUCUAUUUCUGUCUGCCUUUUCAUGUGUGCAACGGACCGAUACUGUUCGUGUGUGUGUGUGUGUGUGUGUGUGUGUGUGUGUGUGUGUGUGUGUGUGUGUUUUCUCUUUGUAUUUCCACUAUCUAACUAACAUUCUGGAGAUGUAAAGAUAAUGGCAUGACUCAACCACUCAACUUUACAUUGAUGUAUGGAACAUACGUACUUACUUACAUACAUGCACUCCACCCCCCAGCCAUACCAUUACAGCGACAAAACUGACCAUUUGGUAAUGCUUGAAAAGUAGCGUUGACUCUGUCCGAAUUUCAACUAUUUUUUUUAAUAUACAGAACUGUUUCUUCUUAAAGCAAUAUAUAUUUUUUGUAGCCUAAUGAACUGUUAUACAUCCAUACGUCAACAAACAUAUCCCUUUGUGUAUCACCAGCACGGCCGUUUAAGGAAUAGCACAAGCCACCUCUCUCGUAGCAAAGUGUCCUUGAUAUAUCGCCUCAGUUACCAUUUUUGGCGCUACAAAGUCCAAUACCUAUUCACCUCUUAGAUAAUAAUAAUAAUUAUACUACAAUUUAUACACAAAACCUCUUUACUGAACAAUAUUUUGUUAUAGUCCCUAUUACUUAUUCUGAUUCAAAUGUAUGACUACCAGUGCUAGUGACAUAUCAUAUUGGAGCACCGGUUUACCUAUAUAAACACUGAUCUCUUUUUAAUGUACUCCCAGCUCUUUUUUCUUUCCUAAAACGGAUCCAAAGAUGUAUCCCACAAUUCAACUCUUCCACACUGUGAGUUGUGUGCAGGUGUGUGAACCGGUGCAGUUGCAGAGGGUCAAUAAUUGACAAGGUUUCUUUCAAAAUGUAUAGUACUGUAGUCUAUGGUUUGGUUUGGUUUGUUUUCUCAGUGAAGGUAUUUUGGAAUGAUCCUAGAAAGGUUUGGCAUUGGACGUGGAUGUCAAAGACAAUGUUUGAGCGAUCCAAUGGAAGUUAGAACUUUUAUGGCAUCUAGAAAGUGACUUGAGUCCUUGUAAAGGAUGUGAUGUGUAAGAUAGGAGUAUCAAAAUAAUAUAUGUCCUUCGAAAAAUUGUGGUGAUGCAUUAAGUCAAAUUCUUUUUAAAUGUGUAUCAAUGACAGAAUUUAUAUUACUUUUGAAUAUUUUUCCCACUCUUUUAAUAUACACUUUUGAGUAAUAGAAUUUUUAUAGACUUUUUUUAAUUUAACUGUCCGUCUUUUUAUACAUUUGGUUUUAUAUUGUCACAUAUUCACAGUUCUUUGGCUUAAGUUUUAACUACUUGUGCAAGUUUGUGUGUUGCCAAAGUAUUUGUUCAUUUGAAGAAAUAUAAUAAAUGUGGAUUCCAAAAUGGA